AUGGAAGUGUAUAUAGAUGAUAUAUUGGUCAAAUCACAACAAACAGGGGACCAUAUUCAACACUUGACUAAUAGAUUUCAGAUUCUUCGCAAAUUCAACAUAAAGUUAAAUCCUGAGAAAUGUGCAUUUGGUGCCUCAUCAGAUUUUAGCCAAAGGAUACAAUUAGAAGCAGAAAAGGAACUGCAAGUAUUUAACGGAUCUAUUCUAGGUACAUGGACCUUAUUUACUGACGGUUCAUCAAAUGUAAAAGGAGCAGGUCUGGGCAUUGUCCUGGUACCACCUAUGGGUGAAACCAUAAGACAAGCAAUAAAGUGUCAUCCAAUCACUAAUAAUGAGGCAGAAUAUGAAGCUGUGAUUGCAGGUUUAGAGUUAGCACUAGAGCUUGAAAUAGAGCAGAUAGUAAUCAAAAGCGACUCGCAGCUUGUUGUUAACCAGAUGCGGGGGACUUAUACAGCCAGAGAGGCGAGGAUGCAGCAAUACCUGGAAAAGGCACGGAAUUUGGUUACGCAAUUUCAAACUUGGAAAGUCAUGCAAAUACCAAGGGAAGAAAAUGCUGAGGCAAACGCCCUAGCUAAUCUUGCAUCUGCUGCAUAA
Nicotiana tabacum (common tobacco) is the source of this 594-nucleotide messenger RNA. Lineage: Eukaryota; Viridiplantae; Streptophyta; Magnoliopsida; Solanales; Solanaceae. The record is from RefSeq and is a predicted model, not a curated record.